AACCAAAAAGAUGUCACAGAUUCUUUUUAUCCAGCCAUGAGGCUUAUUCUUCCUCAUCUGGAAAGGGAGAGAAUGGCCUAUGGAAUCAAAGAAAUUAUGCUGGCUAAGCUUUAUGUUGAAUUGCUUAACUUGCCUCGAGAUGGAAAAGAUGCCCUUAAGCUUUUGAACUACAGAACACCGACCGGAACCCGUGGAGAUGCUGGAGACUUUGCAAUGAUUGCGUACUUUGUAUUGAAACCCAGAUGUCUACAGAAAGGAAGCCUAAGCAUUCAGCAAGUAAAUGACAUUUUAGACUCCAUUGCCAGCAAUAAUUCUGCCAAAAGGAAAGACCUAAUGAAGAAAAGUGUUCUUCAGCUUAUAACUCAGAGUUCAGCACUUGAACAAAAAUGGCUGAUACGGAUGAUUGUUAAGGACCUAAAGCUUGGUUUUAGUCAGCACACUAUAUUUUCUGUUUUUCACCGUGAUGCUGCUGAGUUGCAUAAUGUCACCACAGAUCUGGAGAAGGUCUGUAGGCAACUGCACGAUCCUUCAGUGGGACUCAGUGACAUUUCCAUCACCCUAUUCUCCGCCUUUAAACCCAUGCUAGCCGCUAUAGCAGAUAUUGAGCGAAUUGAGAAGGACAUGAAACACCAGAGUUUCUACAUCGAAACCAAGCUCGACGGCGAGCGGAUGCAGAUGCACAAGGAUGGGGAUGUGUACCGGUACUUCUCUCGCAAUGGGUAUAACUAUGAGGACCAGUUUGGUGCUUCCCCACAGGAAGGGUCUCUCACACCAUUCAUUCAUAAUGCAUUCAGAACAGAUGUGCUGAACUGUAUUCUCGACGGUGAGAUGAUGGCCUACAACCCUAACACACAGACUUUUAUGCAAAAGGGGAAUAAGUUUGAUAUUAAAAGAAUGGUGGAAGAUUCUGAGCUGCAGACUUGUUACUGUGUUUUUGAUGUAUUGAUGGUUAAUGAUAAAAAGCUAGGACAUGAGACCCUGAGAAAGAGGUUUGAAAUUCUUAAUAGUGUUUUCACACCUGUACCAGGUAGAAUAGAAAUAGUGCAGAAAACACAAGCUCAUACUAAGAAAGAAGUAAUUGAUGCUUUGAAUGAAGCGAUAGAUAAAAGAGAAGAGGGGAUCAUGGUAAAACACCCGCUGUCCAUUUACAAGCCAGAUAAAAGAGGUGAAGGAUGGUUAAAAAUUAAACCAGAGUAUGUCAGUGGACUGAUGGAUGAGCUGGACAUCUUAAUCGUCGGGGGCUACUGGGGGAAGGGUGCCCGGGGUGGGAUGAUGUCUCAUUUUUUGUGUGCUGUGGCAGAGAAGCCCGCUUCUGGUGAAAAACCCUCAGUGUUUCACACUCUCUGUCGCGUUGGCUCGGGUUACACUAUGAAAGAACUGUAUGACCUCGGUUUGAAGUUGGCGAAACACUGGAAGCCUUUUCAUAGGAAAGCCCCACCAAGCAACAUUCUGUGUGGAACAGAGAAGCCAGAGGUCUACAUCAAGCCUUGCAAUUCAGUCAUUGUUCAGGUUAAGGCCACAGAGAUCGUCCCCAGUGACAUGUAUAAAACCGGCUGCACGUUGCGUUUUCCACGGAUUGAGAAAAUAAGAGAAGACAAAGAAUGGUACGAAUGUACAUCCCUGGAGGACUUAGAGCAACUUCGAGGGAAGGCCUGUGGAAAGCUCGCGUCCAAACACCUUUACGUGAGUGGCGAUGAUGAACCACAAGAGAAAAAGCGGAAAGCUGCCCCAAAGAUGAAGAAAGUCAUUGGAAUUAUUGAGCACCUAAAAGCUCCCAACCUUUCUAACGUAAACAGGGUUUCUACUGUCUUUGAAGACGUGGAGUUUUGUGUCAUGAGUGGAACCGGCAACCAUCCCAAGCCUGACCUGGAAAACAGAAUCGCCGAGUUGGGUGGUUACAUAGUACAGAACCCAGGCCCAGACACGUACUGUGUGAUCGCAGGGUCUGACAACAUUCGAGUGAAAAAUAUCAUCUCUUCAGAUAAACAUGAUGUCGUCAAGCCAGAGUGGCUGCUAGAGUGUUUUAGGACCAGAAGCUGUGUGCCCUGGCAACCCCGCUUCAUGAUCCACAUGUGCCCGUCGACAAAGCAACACUUUGCCCAGGAAUACGACCAAUACGGGGAUAGUUACUUUGUCGACACAGAUUUGCACCAACUGAAGGAAGUGUUUUCGGGAAUUAAAAACGCUGGUGAGCAGACUCCUGGGGAGAUGAGUCCUGUGAUUGCUGAUUUGGAACACAGGUAUUCCUGGGCCAGCAUGCCUCUUAGCAUGUUUAGACACCACACCGUUUAUUUGGACUUGUACGCUGUCAUCAAUGACUUAAGUACCAGAAUCAAGGGAGCUAGGUUAGCCAUCACAGCCUUGGAGCUUCGAUUUCAUGGAGCACAAGUAGUUUCCUAUUUAGCUGAGGGAGUGUCUCACGUCAUUGUUGGGGAAGAUCAGAGUCGGGUUGCAGACUUGAAAGCUAUUCGAAGGACUCUUAAGAGGAAAUUUAAAAUCUUACAAGAACGUUGGGUCACUGUUUCAAUAGACAAGUGUGAAUUACAGGAGGAAAAUCAGUAUUUGGUUUGA
This is a messenger RNA of Budorcas taxicolor (takin), 2571 nucleotides long. RefSeq names its product DNA ligase 4 (gene LIG4). Lineage: Eukaryota; Metazoa; Chordata; Mammalia; Artiodactyla; Bovidae. The coding region runs from base 37 to 2571 and encodes 844 amino acids. Gene Ontology annotation, biological process: DNA biosynthetic process; double-strand break repair via nonhomologous end joining; nucleotide-excision repair, DNA gap filling. Gene Ontology annotation, cellular component: DNA-dependent protein kinase-DNA ligase 4 complex; DNA ligase IV complex. The record is from RefSeq and is a predicted model, not a curated record. The transcript has a single exon. Gene Ontology annotation, molecular function: DNA ligase (ATP) activity; ATP binding; DNA binding.